Messenger RNA from Colletes gigas, 1509 nucleotides. RefSeq names its product S-phase kinase-associated protein 1 (gene SkpA). The record is from RefSeq and is a predicted model, not a curated record. NCBI's taxonomy places the organism in Eukaryota, Metazoa, Arthropoda, Insecta, Hymenoptera, Colletidae. Gene Ontology annotation, biological process: SCF-dependent proteasomal ubiquitin-dependent protein catabolic process. The coding region runs from base 156 to 644 and encodes 162 amino acids. Gene Ontology annotation, cellular component: cytoplasm; nucleus. The transcript is spliced from 3 exons. Gene Ontology annotation, molecular function: cullin family protein binding.
UAGAACAAAAAUGAAUAGAGUGAGAGAAUAAAAUACAAGAACAGCAGAAGUUUGUAGGGAAAGACAGAGAGCGGAAGAACAACUACAUUUUGCUGAUCACCGUUCAACCAAAUUGUUCGACAGUUAAUUGCGCUGAUUGCAACCCGCAAUUCACGAUGCCUAACAUCAAGCUACAAAGUUCUGAUGGUGAAGUUUUUGAAGUGGAUGUUGAUAUCGCAAAAUGUUCAGUUACCAUAAAAACUAUGUUGGAAGAUCUUGGUAUGGACGAAGACGAAGAGGAAAUUGUUCCUCUUCCAAAUGUUAAUUCUGCCAUUCUUAGGAAGGUAAUACAAUGGGCUACUUAUCACAAGGAUGAACCAGCACCAUCGGAAGACGAUGAAAACAAAGAGAAACGUACAGACGAUAUAAAUUCGUGGGAUGCAGACUUUUUGAAAGUCGAUCAAGGGACUCUCUUUGAAUUAAUUUUGGCAGCUAAUUAUCUUGACAUUAAGGGACUUCUAGACGUAACAUGCAAAACUGUUGCCAAUAUGAUAAAAGGCAAAACACCAGACGAAAUACGAAAAACAUUUAAUAUUAAAAAUGAUUUUACAGCUUCGGAGGAGGAACAAGUUCGCAAAGAAAAUGAAUGGUGUGAAGAAAAGUAGAUUAACGUCUAUGAGCAUAUAAUAUUCUAACGUAUUAAAAUUUCAGUUUCCAUGUUUUUAAAUCGAGCAGUGCAUCAUUUAUAUUACUUUAAAGAAAUUCUUAAAUAAUAGUUACGUAAUAUUUUUCACUCAAUGCACCAAAUAGUUACUAUCUAACAUAAAUAUAUUAGCGCUUUAAACAAAAUAUUAAAGACCACGUUUAUGUGCCAGUGGUUUUGUUUAUCUCUAAUUUUUUCGUGUAAUUGAUUAAUACUAUUUAUCAUGUAUAGUAGGAAUUACAUAACAAUUCAUAUUACCAUAAUAUUAUUACCUUUGCUUAGUGAUAUAUAAGAUCUGCAAAUUUGUUGUAUAGAAUAUAUGUUCAGUUUCUACUUUUGAUAACUUUAUUCGAGUACACAUUUCGUAAAGCUGCUAUUAAUGAUUCUAAGGAGUUGUAAAUGUAAGUUUGCGACAUUUUAAAUUGAGUAAAAAAAUUAAAAGAAAAUUAAAAAUUUGGUUGUACCGAUGAAAGGCCUCGGUGGCCGCUCGACAGAAAAUUUAGAGGAGGAGGAGGUAGAGGGACUAAUUUCAAAUAAAAAAUGUUACAUUCGGGUAUUUAAUAGCGUAUGAAAUUUAAAAAAAAAAAAACUUAUGCUCUAUACAACUGAAUGCCUAUACCACCCUAUACGUAUACAGAUGUACUAUACUUUAUCCAGCAAGAAAAAAAAACCACAUGUACGAUAAAAAUCUCAUUAGUCCUCUAUGUGUCCAACGAGAAGUGUAUCAUAGGUACCGAUUUGCUGUCUGGUAACAUUUAUCAUAGGUUAGUUCAUAAUAGUUGUCAAUUUUUGAAGUCGAUAAAUAUAUUUUUAUUUAUAUUACAUUA